AUUUUCUCGUUAAAACAUGACGUUUGGAACAGAUUUAAAGGACCAGAUACCUUCUAUACUCAAUUAUGUGGGCGAUGGCAUUCAUUCCCUCACCCAAUUUCGAAACUUCAUCAAGGACAAGACUAGCAUUGAGCGUGAAUAUGCUCAAAAGCUCGAAAACCUCACUAAAAAGUACAAGUCUAACAAAAAAAUUGUCUCAACACCUGGAGAGCAACAAGACGAAUGGGAUUGGGAAGACACGUCCAGUACAACUUCGGCUGCUUGGUGUCAGUUAUUAGACCAAACUUCUCUUGUAGCCAAAAGCAAAUUUCGUCUAGUUGAUGAUAUCAAUUCUUUAGUAGUAGAUUCGUUACGAGGUGUGGCUGCACGAAAGGAUGAUGCUAGAAAAAAGCAUGCUGCUUUUUAUCAAAAGUUAAAAAACGAGCGAGAUAAAACUUAUGGCGACAAGGAAAAGGCAAAGCAGUUGUAUGAUGAUUCAUGCGUCGAAAUCGAAAAUUUAAAGGCAAAAUUAAACAAGUCAGGCGAUGCAGAAAAAACACAAAGACAAUUAGACAAUGCUUAUUUAGACCGUGAUAAUAAAAAGAAUCUUUAUUUAUUAUCUAUUGGUGUAGCAAAUGCCGAGAGAUCCAAGUAUUUUGAAGAAGAUAUUCCCAUCCUAGCAGACCAUUUACAAGAGUUAGAUGCUGCUCGUAUUCUAUCCCUAAAAUCCAUUUUAAAGACAUACAUCGACCUUGAAUCCAAAUUAUUAACCACUAUUCAAAAAUGCCACGAUGAUAGUCUAGUCUCUAUUGAAAAACUAGAUCCUGUAAUUGACGCUGGUGUCUUUACUCGUAGUGCGUUGGGAAAUGUCGAUGCCAGUGAACGAGCUGCCAAUGUUCAAUUCACAUUCAUGCCCUGGAACGGUGGAGCCAAUGCAGCAGACACAAUCAUUGAUCGAGAUGACAGUUUGGUGGCAAAUGAUGCGGCUGUUAUCUUUUUAAACAACAAAUUAAUCAAGGAUCGUAAACAACUAGACACAUUGGGUGACGAUUUAUCUAAACGCUCUACCGAGUUAAACAAAAUGGAAUCUCUCGUCGGCUCCAUACCCAACCAAACAUCGGCCGAUUACGAUAAAUCCAAAGAAAAGUUGAUGGAUAUCAUUCGAGAUAUUACAUUACUUUCUACGCAAAAGGUCAGAGUGAAAAGUGAAGUGGAUUUAAUCAUACAAAAUAUUGGCGAUGAUGGUUUAAGAGCUCAAAAUCAUGAUUUUAAAUCCUCUUCAUUUACUAUUCCCACUUCGUGUGAUUACUGCAAAACCACUAUAUGGGGUAUCUCUAACAAAGGCUUCACUUGUCGCGCUUGCGGUUUUAAUUGUCACGCCAAAUGUGAAAUGAAGGUUGCUCCUAACUGUAGUAAAGUUAAAGGACAGAUUAAUCCACAACCUGUUUCUUCCUUAUCUGUGCCAACCUUGAGAUCACUACGCUCAAACAGCUUUACCGAAUCCGUCCGGUCUAUACCCAAUACUGUUAUUCCACCCCCACCAAGACCUGUUUCCAUGCCAGGUGCAGAACUUCGUGCUUUAUACACAUACCAAGCCCAAAAUACGGAUGAGCUCAGUAUUUCAGAAGGUGAUUUGCUACACAUUGUAGAACACGAUGAUGGUACAGGCUGGAUCAAGGCACAGAAAGGAAACGAAAUUGGACUCAUACCUGCUAAUUAUAUCGAAUACCUGGAUGCGCCUCCGGAAGAUGAGAUUGUCUAUGAUAAUGACGCUCCUGUCAUCAGUCAACCCUCUAUCCAUGAUUUACCGCCUUCCCCCUCUCUCUCUCCUGCUCCCAUUCAGGUCGUGGCUCUUUAUGAUUUUGAAGCCGUCAAUGCCGAAGAACUUAAUAUUCGUCAAGGCGAUACUAUUCUUGUUACAAAGAAGGAUGAUGGUGGUUGGUGGGAAGGGACUUUAAAUGGUCAGACAGGUAUAUUUCCUGCGAACUACGUUAGUUCCUAAAUUUUGAAUAAAACAUGUCUCGUAGAAUAGACCUUCACCACAUACAAAGACAUCUACGAGAAUACGCAUAUUUUUUAUCCCAAGUGUCCUUUAUUGAUUAUUUUGAAUGUAAAGCUUAAGUCAAAAUAAU
Mucor mucedo is the source of this 2111-nucleotide messenger RNA. RefSeq lists its product as uncharacterized. Lineage: Eukaryota; Fungi; Mucoromycota; Mucoromycetes; Mucorales; Mucoraceae. The transcript has 8 exons. Gene Ontology annotation, biological process: regulation of actin filament polymerization. The coding region runs from base 17 to 1981 and encodes 654 amino acids. Gene Ontology annotation, molecular function: protein binding. The record is from RefSeq and is a predicted model, not a curated record.